Molecule: messenger RNA, 3883 nt
Organism: Lecanosticta acicola
Lineage: Eukaryota; Fungi; Ascomycota; Dothideomycetes; Mycosphaerellales; Mycosphaerellaceae
Source: the annotation of a GenBank genome assembly
AUGAAGCCGCCCUCUGAAGUGCAAGAUGGUACGCCAUUCCACUCCCUCCAAGAACGCCGCCUGCGCCCACGAGUCAUACCACGCAGAUGACGAACCCGAUCGUUCGCUGACGAGCAAUGCUUGCAACAGACGCUCCCAGCACUCAGCCCGCAAUCAGCCAGCAAUCAACUGCAUCGAGCAACCAGCACCCACGACCGGCCACUUUACACAUCCCCAAGACUCGCUCGCCCUCCUCUCUCAUUUCGCCGAGCUCUAGCAGCGCCAGCCUACGCACCGAUGUGGACUCGCAGCAGUAUCAGGGAAGAGCAAGACUGUCUGUGGACGCCGGCAGCUCCUCAGACGCAUAUGACAAUCUCACAAGGUGCGUCACAUGCAGUUUUUCAAAGGCCGCGAACAAUUGUUGGCUUUCUGCAAUCGGCAUGAUGAUGGGUAGACCCGAUUGUCCACACGCAUCAGGGCGCGUGAUACAUCGUGGGCCGUUUGGCUGACUGGUAAUUGCGGGCGUUUAGGUCACCCAUAUUAGCACCAGAGCGGGACACCGGACUACGGCGAAUACGACAGCAGCCACAAUCGCUCAGCAGAAAUCCAUCUUCACCAAGCCUGCAGCCUGUGUCUCCCGCUCCUUCCAGCCCCGUGUCCCGCAAGUCAUCUUUUGCUCUCAUAGGACCCGCGUCACCUACACUCCCCUUCAGUGAGGACCUCACUCGCUUUCCCUCCGAGUCGCUCCACUCGUUUUCCUUCGCUCAUCAGAGCUCCGACUCAUUGCACACUCGCAACAAUGUCCUCAAGCGCAGUAUAGAUUUCAUGCGCGACAAGCUGGGCUGGGCUCAGACAUCUCCUCGAAUCGCCAGCGCGCAAGCCCGUCUGGCUGGAGACGAGGAACUUCUUAGCAUGAUGGAGCUACUGCGAAGAGCCAACAUCAUGGGCCCAUCGGCUUCUCAUGCUACCGAAUCAGGCAUCGAUCCCGGACCACUUACCGGACCAGCACAUUUGGCGAAUGAGAACGUAUUUGAAAAGAGCUUCAUGCCGAGUGAGCAAGAGACCGAAAGUCCAACGGCUCUAGAAAGUCCCGUGACCAUCAGAGGUAGAGGCUCAUUGGACGAGAGCCGGUCAUCGGAGCAGGAGACGAGAGGAAGAGUCACAUCACCCACUGAUUUGCGAAUUCCUGCGACGGUCGCCGAGAACAACCGUUCUGAGGAGCCGGAGGAGCUCGACAUCUCAAAAAGCCCACUCACCGAUUACGACGACUUUUCGGGAAUGUCAUCUGGGCGAUCGCAGCGAUCGUCUUUGAAGCGCACAUACACUGAUGUCGCGGGCUAUUCUUUGCAGCACAAGCUGACCGAGGCUAUGGCCCAGCCGUAUCGGGCUCCUCAACCAAUGGCUACUUCCGUUCCGCGACCUCCAGCCCUGGCUAACACCGCCGUCAGUAGCGAGAGAGCGCCGCACGGCCACCGGAAUCAUCAGGCGCAGGCUAUCUUCACUACAGAAGCUUCCGCGCCAUGGACUAUUACUGCAGCUAAUGACCUUGCAUGUCUAGUGUUUGGUGUGACCCGCGCCGAGGUCAGAAAACUCGGCAUCAUGGAAGUCAUCAAGGAGGAGCGACGAAGGUGGCUCGAGGACAAACUCAAGAACCCGGAGAGUGGAAGCGUGCCGAGACAGUCCAAGCUGCACCCCCCUCCUCCACCCGGUAAGACGAGCCCAAGUAAUAGUCUUGCGAGCAUGGGUAACGGCGUAACAGCCAAGCUGCUCUCGAAACCUCCUUCCCGGCAGACGUAUCAAAGUCGAAGGAGCAAGACGCAGGAUGGUACGACGACCCCACAGAAGGGCGUCAACCAUCCAGGUAACAAGAGCAGAGGCGUAUUGCUCUGUGGAGACGUUGUGCCGAUCCAGAAAAUGAACGGCUCCACAGGCAGCGCAUCACUCUGGGUCAAGGAGAAAGGCCACAAUCUCAUCUGGGUGCUGGAGGAAAUUGCGGAAGACGUUGCAAUGCUGACUGUCGAUGAAAUUGGUCUGGUCCUGAAAGGCAGCGGAGAUCUCGAAGCCAUCUUUGGUCUUGACCGUGUGCGUAAUGGCAUGGACGUGCAAAGACUGAUACCAGCAUGGCCAAAGUUGGCUGGCACUAACACUGGAGCAAUUGAUUACGAUGCCCUCGCCAAGCUUAGGAGGUUUACGGCGCGAACAAGCAACUCAAUCAGCAUCCCAGUGACGGUCGUCCAGAUGCCCAAAGAAAGCGUCUUCCGAGUCUCGAGCUUCCCGCACAUCGCUGGCAUAAUCGUGGUCAACCCCUCGACCAUGCGGGUGAGUAGCUCGAACAAUGUUUUCUCCGCCGCCUUGUUCGGUCACUCGAAUCCGAACGGACUCCCAGUGACGCAGCUGAUACCUGGAUUCGACAACAUCCUUCGCAUCAUGACCGAUGAAGACAAGAUUGCUCUUGUGGAUGGUAUUGUGAUACCGGAGCAUAGCUUCAGAAGAGCCCGAGCACUGCUCGCGUUGAGAGAGGGAUCCGCAGACGCGGCGGCGAUAUUUCUCAGACCCAGUGGCUUGCCCGCGAAGCACAGAGAUGGUGCAGAAAUCAUGAUCGAUGUGCAAAUGCGCGUCGUCCGGUCCGAUCGAGAUCCCAUUUACAACGAGUCGAUCAUCGAUGAGGAUGGCCUGGCAUCUUUCCGUGGUGGCGAAGUUGUAUAUGCCCUUUGGAUCACCUACAGCAGGCAAUUGCACGCCGUCAACCACGGCAUUGGGCCAGUAACACCUUUGGUCAGCCGCCCAAGUACGCCACCACCACAAUCGACACCCGGUUUGUCCAAGGAGGAAGCUGCACCUAGUCCAGAGUCUGCGGAAGAGGUGGAGCUCUCCAGCAGUCGGCAGGAGGACGAUGGCGAUAACGCUUUGCAACUCCCAAGUGGCCCUGGUGAAGGCGAGCCAUAUGAGCAUCCUUCCCCAGACUUGAUCGCUGCGAGCGUCAAGGUCAUCAAGAAGAAGCGGAUCGAUGAUUUCACAAUCCUGGAGGAGAUGGGUCAAGGCGCAUACGGUCAAGUAAAAUUGGCGCGGUACAAGAAGGCUGGCGCUAGUAAGAUGGUUAUCAAAUAUGUCACCAAGCGCCGUAUCCUCGUUGACACAUGGCACCGAGAUCGACGACUGGGGACUGUUCCGUUGGAGAUACAUGUCUUGGACUACCUGAGGCGUGACGGCUUGCAGCAUGCCAACAUCGUUGAGAUGGCAGAUUUCUUCGAAGAUGACAUCAAUUACUACAUCGAGAUGGUUCCUCACGGUCUUCCCGGCAUGGAUCUAUUCGACUACAUUGAGCUUCGUGUCACGAUGGAAGAACGAGAGUGCCGAAAGAUCUUCCGCCAAGUCGCAGAUGCGCUGCAGCAUCUUCACAUCAACGCCAAAGUCGUACACAGGGAUAUCAAGGACGAAAAUGUCGUUCUCGACGGCGAAGGUCGUGUCAAGCUUGUCGAUUUUGGCAGUGCAGCAUACAUCAAGUCUGGUCCAUUUGACGUUUUCGUUGGUACUAUCGGUAAGUUCCACCACGAAACAAGCUCGCAGUCAUUGUUAUAAUGUGCGCUGCUAACGUCACACAGAUUACGCAGCACCGGAAGUCCUCCGAGGCCUGCCAUACCGAGGCAAGGAGCAAGAUGUAUGGGCGUUGGGAAUACUUCUUUACACCAUUGUCUACAAGGAGAACCCGUUCUACAGCAUCGACGAGAUCAUGGACCAUGACCUGCGAGUGCCGUACAUCAUGAGCGACGAGAAUCUGGACCUCAUCCGGAAGAUGCUGGACCGAGACGUGGAGAGGCGCAUCGGUAUUCAAGCAGUACUAGAGCAUCCUUGGGUGACACGCGUUGAUGAGGACGAAAAAGAAGUUGCGACCUCAGCAGCUUAG